Messenger RNA from Ananas comosus (pineapple), 736 nucleotides. Its product is annotated as alkane hydroxylase MAH1-like. Gene Ontology annotation, molecular function: monooxygenase activity; iron ion binding; oxidoreductase activity, acting on paired donors, with incorporation or reduction of molecular oxygen. The record is from RefSeq and is a predicted model, not a curated record. NCBI's taxonomy places the organism in Eukaryota, Viridiplantae, Streptophyta, Magnoliopsida, Poales, Bromeliaceae. The transcript has a single exon. Bases 17 to 736 code for a protein of 239 amino acids.
UCUCCUCACGACGUACAUGCUGCAGUCGGUCGGCAACCGGAACUCGGUCGAAUUCGUCGAGUUCGACGGUUUCCUCCAAGCCAACGCGAAGAACCUCCUGCUCGCGGGGCGCGACACCACGGCCGUCACGCUGACGUGGUUCUUCUGGCUCCUGUCGAAGAACCCCGACGUCGAGGAGGCGAUCGUUGAGGAGCUGAAGGCCAACUGGCCCCGACCGGCUUCGGAAGAAAGCACUCCGUUCGACCGCGAGGCGCUCGGAAAGCUCGUUUACUUGCACGCGGCGCUGUGCGAGUGCCUGCGGCUGUACCCGCCGGUGGCAAUCGAGCACAAGGGGGUGUCGAGGGCCGACGUGCUGCCGAGUGGGCACGCGGUGCGGCCGGGGACGAUACUGAUAUUCCACCUGUAUUCCAUGGGGAGGAUGGAGGGGAUAUGGGGGGAGGAUUGCAUGGAGUUCAGGCCGGAGCGGUGGAUCGUGCCGGUGGGCGGCAGCGGCAGCGGUCGCGAGAUAAAGCACGAGCCGGCGCACAAGUUCUUCGCGUUCAACUGUGGGCCGCGGUCGUGCCUGGGGAAGGAGAUGGCCUUCAACACGAUGAAAACGGUGGUGGCCGCGAUGCUCUACAAUUUUCACGUAGAGGUGGUGGAGGGGCAUGUGGUGGAGCCAAAGCUCGCUAUCAUACUUCACAUGAAAUAUGGGCUUAUGGUGAGGAUAAAGAAGAGGGAUAAGAGUGCUUGGUAG